AUGGCGGAAGUGGCUGUGUCAUUAGUUAUUGACCAACUUCUUCCACUCAUAACGAAAGAAACCAAACUGUUGAGAGGUAUUCACAAGGAGUUUGCAGACAUUAAAGAUGAACUUGAAAACAUUCAAGCGUUCCUUAAGGAUGCUGAUAAAAGAUCUGCAACAACUGAAGGAAUCAAAACAUGGGUGAAGCAAGUUAGGGAAGCAGCUUUUCGCAUUGAAGAUAUCAUUGAUGAAUAUAUGAUUCUGGUGGGACAGCAGCCUCUUCAUCACGGCUUUCUAUCUUUACUCCAUAAGCUCAAAGCUAUCAUCUCUCGUCGUCGAAUAGCGUCUGAGAUUCAAGACAUUAAGUCAUAUGUACGAGGGAUCAAGGAAAGAAGUGAAAGAUAUGGCUUCCAACGUUCUCUUGAACAAGGACCAAGCAAUUCUAGGGAAAUUCGGAAUUCUAAAUGGCAUGACCCUCGCUUGGCUGCUCUUUACAUAAAAGAAUCUGAAGUUGUGGGCUUUGAAGAGCCAAGGAAAAGAUAG
This is a messenger RNA of Lathyrus sativus (Indian pea), 525 nucleotides long. The record is from the annotation of a GenBank genome assembly. NCBI's taxonomy places the organism in Eukaryota, Viridiplantae, Streptophyta, Magnoliopsida, Fabales, Fabaceae.